AUGGCUAACGGAUACUCUCGUCUGCCCGGCGAACUGAACGCUUUCCCCAAGAGCCGGAACAGAUCGCAGACCACUGUCGUCGGUCUGCCGCCAACCCCGUCGCCACAGAAGAAACGCGCCUCCUCUUACUAUCCUCCUCGCGGCUCGGACUUCCAAGACGAGAACAACCCUGACCCAUUCUACCUCGAACAGUCCCUGACCAACACUACCGGCAGCUGGGGUUCUUGCCAACAGGGCCUCCGCAAUGCGAGACCGGGUCAAGAUAUCCAACAGUACUUUAUGCUAUCCGUUGUGAAAGCUCGUACAGACCUCCCUGCUCCACCCGCAGCCCCUCGUACCAUCAGGUCAGAGGCCAACAUCGACCGCUCUACACUGUCUGCUGUCGAGCUCGAGCACCAGCUCGGUCUUCAGCAAAUUGGGACCCAGCCGUGGGCAGACACAAUCUCAGAGCCCACCCCAGACCUAACACCUAGCAGUUCAUUCUCUUCUAACUACUCUGCGCAUAUCUAUCCAGAGCCGGUCGUCAAAGCUACCGAGCAACUCUCCCUUCUCUCCAAACAGGCACAGGAUCGUGUUGCAAAUAGCACACAUUCUUACGCCUUUACACCCUUGAACCGGUCUCAAGUAACCUUAGCUACCGAACCAUCUUCUCCAGAACGCGAUACCAAGUCUCAACGUUCGUUACCAAACGCGUCAUCGGAAACCGUUAUCAUGCCUCCAAGGAGUCAGGAUUCUUCAUCCCUACGUGGGAAGCCCCUCCCGUCCCUACCAGCCGCUCCACGCCCUAGUACUGCACACCCAUCCAAGAAGCAGCCACCUAGUCGGCUGGCAAUCGAACCUUCUAUGAUAUCCCCUCCGAGUCUUAUUAAUCCGGUGACCCUGGAGCCUCACCGAACGCACUUCGAUCAAGCCUUGUUCAUCCCCGCCAAUGAAUGCCCUAGCCCAGUGCCUAGUCCGGGACCACCAUCACCCUCGGUAGACCGUCCACCAACAGUGCCCUCAACAAGAGAAAGACCUUCAACUUCUACAUCUGAAAUGUAUCCUGAGCAAUCUGUCUGGGAGUCCGACUCUGACAAUGAGGAUGGAGACCCCAGGUCCUUGUCCCGGAAGCCGAUGGAUACCUUGAAGAAGGUUCGUAGCCGGGUGCAGUUACGGGUCGCCAAGUCAAACCCUAAGCUGCAAAAUAACCCAGCCCAAACGAACAAUGCGGCCUUGGAGAAGUUCCCAACCAUGCCUGACCACCCUCCACAUGAACGUUGCCCGAGCUCUAUGAAGAGCGCCGUCCAAGCACGACCAGGACGAGAUAUCCUGCGACCAGCAGCUCACCAGACUCUCCGCCUCGUUGCCCCCUCGACCACCUCUCUAGUGAAUCCUAUAUCCCGCCGCAACAGCGCCAAAUCACAGAGCUACGGCAUUGACCGUUCAACGGCAGCAGCCGCAAUACAAGCGAAAUCUCGCCGGCGCCAGCGGUCCACCAGCCCAGAAACCUCCAUGUCUGCAGAACGCGAGAAGAUGUGCACCUUCUGCCGUGAAGAGCGGUCCGACAAAACCAUUCAUCAAAGUCUAACCCUAUCUCGCCCGCCGCUCUAUAAGCGCCUCUGGGAAUCCAUAAGAGUCCUCGGCUGCCACGGCGAUAUCACGCCUCCUCGGCCUCGGAAAGGGUUGUAA
This is a messenger RNA of Aspergillus versicolor CBS 583.65, 1668 nucleotides long. RefSeq lists its product as uncharacterized. NCBI's taxonomy places the organism in Eukaryota, Fungi, Ascomycota, Eurotiomycetes, Eurotiales, Aspergillaceae. The coding region runs from base 1 to 1668 and encodes 555 amino acids. The record is from RefSeq and is a predicted model, not a curated record. The transcript has a single exon.